This is a messenger RNA of Podarcis raffonei (Aeolian wall lizard), 3850 nucleotides long. It is a transcript of the gene NOS2, whose product is annotated as nitric oxide synthase 2. Bases 40 to 3054 code for a protein of 1004 amino acids. Lineage: Eukaryota; Metazoa; Chordata; Lepidosauria; Squamata; Lacertidae. The record is from RefSeq and is a predicted model, not a curated record. The transcript is spliced from 22 exons. Gene Ontology annotation, biological process: nitric oxide biosynthetic process. Gene Ontology annotation, molecular function: calmodulin binding; nitric-oxide synthase activity; NADP binding.
GUUCUUCACUGCAGGACCAAGGUGUGCCAGGGAUCUGUCAUGAACCCCAAAGGUUUGGUCAGAGGUCCCCGCAACAGGCUCACCCCGGGAGAUGAAUUAUUACCUCAAGCAAUAGAGUUCAUCAACCUGUUUUACAAAUCCUUCAAAGAGCCCAGAAUAGAAAAGCACCUCGCACGCCUUGAAACUGUGGCCCAAGAGAUAGAAACAACAGGAACCUACCAGAUGACUGGGGAAGAGCUCAUCUUUGCCACCAAGCAGGCCUGGAGAAAUGCUCCCAGGUGCAUUGGGAGAAUCCAGUGGUCCAAUUUAAAGGUCUUUGAUGCCCGCAGCUGUACAACUGCCAAGGAGAUGUUUCAGCACAUCUGCCGCCAUUUGGAGUAUUCCACCAACGGAGGGAAUAUAAGAUCUGCCAUCACUGUCUUUCCCCAGAGGACGGAUGGGAUGCAUGACUUCCGGAUAUGGAACAGCCAACUCAUCCGAUACGCUGGGUACCCAAUGCCAGAUGGCUCCAUUGUGGGCGACCCAGCCAAUGUGGAGUUCACACAGCUGUGCAUCCAGCUUGGUUGGAAGCCCAAGUAUGGCCGCUUUGAUGUGGUUCCACUGAUCCUCCAAGCCGAUGGCCAAGACCCGGAACUGUUUGAGCUGCCGCCAGAGCUUGUCCUUGAAGUAUCUAUGGAACAUCCCACAUACGAAUGGUUUAAAGAACUGGACCUGAAAUGGUACGCCGUUCCUGCCGUCUCAAACAUGCUCCUUGAGUGUGGAGGACUGGAGUUCACAGCUUGCCCUUUCAAUGGUUGGUACAUGGGGACCGAGAUCGGGGUACGAGACUUCUGCGACGCACAGCGCUACAAUAUCCUUCAGGAUGUAGGGAGGCGGAUGGGCCUGGAAACAAACAAGCUCUCUUCCCUGUGGAAAGACAAAGCUGUGAUAGAAGUAAAUGUGGCCGUGCUGCAUAGCUUUCAGAAACAAAAUGUCACCAUCAUGGACCACCAUUCUGCUGCUGAGUCGUUCAUGAAAUACAUGCAGAACGAGUACCGGAUUCGAGGAGGGUGCCCAGCUGACUGGGUUUGGCUGGUGCCUCCCAUCUCAGGCAGCAUUACACCUGUGUUCCACCAGGAGAUGCUGAACUACAUCCUUUCCCCUUUCUAUUAUUACCAGGUAGAAGCAUGGAAAACGCACGUCUGGAAAGACGAGGGGCGCAAGCCACGGAAAAGAGAGAUAAGAUUCCGAAUCUGGGCCAGGGCUGUGCUUUUUGCAUCGUCGCUCAUGCGGAGAGCCACAGCGGGUAGGAUCAAAGCGACUGUCCUGUACGCAACGGAAACAGGAAGAUCAGAAACGCUGGCCCGGAACCUUGGUGACCUCUUCAACUGUGCUUUCAACACCCGGACGCUGCAGAACACGCUGCUGUCUAUGAAACAACUGAGCAACAGAUUCAGAUACACUGUCUUUGGCUUGGGUUCAAGCAUGUAUCCAGAGUUCUGUGCCUUUGCUCGCACCAUUUACCAAAAGCUCCAGCAGCUGGGGGCAUCGCCUCUCACCCCGAUGGGCGAAGGAGACGAACUCAACGGACAGGAAGAAGCUUUCCGGAUGUGGGCACUCAAUACCUUCAAGAUUGCCUGCAAAAUGUUUGCUAUCCGUGAAAACCACAAGAUCUUGGUUCCGAAAGCAUAUACGUGUAAUUCAACCUGGGAUCCAGAGAAUUUUAGGACUGUGUAUGACUCUCGGCUUCUGGACUUGGGGAAAGCACUUGGUGACGUCCAUGGGAAGAACAUCAUUCCAAUGAAACUAAAGUUUCGGCAGAACCUGCAAAGUUCAAAGUCCAGUCGAGCGACUAUCUUAAUUAAGCUUUCCUGUGAGAGAAAUCAGGAAGUCGAGUAUCUCCCUGGAGAUCAUCUCGGGAUCGUCCCUGGCAACUGCAAAGUUCUCGUGGAUGGCAUCAUCGCCCGAAUCACAGAUGCUCCUCCGCCGGAUGAGAUCAUUAGACUGGAAAGGCGCAGCGAUCGUGGCUACUGGACGGCGGACAGCAAGUUCCCAGCCUGCACCCUCUCCCAAGCCUUGACUCAUUUCCUGGAUAUCACGACUCCGCCUUCCCAACAGUUGCUUCGGAUCCUUUCUCAGCUGGCAAAAGAAGAGAGCGAGAAGGAGAGGCUGGACCUCUUAUCUCAUAACUUGGAGGAGUACAACAAGUGGAAGUUUUACAAUGGCCCCACCUUCCUGGAGGUGUUGCAGGAGUUUCCGUCGGCCGAGGUCUCAACCUCUUUCUUGCUGUCGCAGUUGCCUUUGCUGAAACCCAGGUAUUACUCCAUCAGUUCCUCGCAGGACCAGGAGCCCGGAGAACUCCACCUGACGGUCGCCGUGGUCACCUACAGGACCAGAGAUGGAGAAGGUCCGGUGCAUCAUGGAGUCUGCAGCACUUGGCUGAACACUGUCGACCUAGAGGAGACCAUCCCCUGUUUUGUACGCAGUGCUGAUGGCUUCCGGCUUCCAAAAGACCCACGCGAACCGUGCAUCCUGAUUGGGCCAGGCACAGGAAUCGCCCCGUUCAGAAGCUUCUGGCAACAGCGCCUCUAUGAUUUGGAAAAGAAAGGGAUCAAAGGGAGGAGUAUGAUCCUGUUAUUUGGCUGCCGACACGCCAGCCUGGAUCACCUCUACAAAGACGAAAUGGAAGAAAUGAGAAGGAAAGGGAUCCUCCAGGAUGUCUACACAGCUUACUCCAGAGAGCCUGGCUAUCCCAAAGUUUACGUCCAAGACCUUCUUCAGAAAAAGCUGGAGUCCGACGUGUGCAGGCUCUUGCACAGAGAGGCGGGCCACCUCUAUGUUUGUGGGGACGUCCGUAUGGCCAGAGACGUCGCUAAGACGUUAAGGGAGAUAUUUGCCAGGAAUCUGGGCCUGACGGAGCAGCAUGCCGAAGAUUACUGCUUUCAGCUGAAGAGGCAGAAACGAUACCACGAGGACAUAUUUGGGGCUGUGUUUCCCCACGAGAACCAAAGAGAACUGGAAGAAAUGAAACUUGACAUCAGCAACUGGAGACCUCAACCUCAACUGAAAUUUUAGCCAUAAUUUGCACACUUGUCCACAUUUUCCAUCGUGGUUGGGGGCAAAUUUUGCUUUCUCUCCAUACUCUGCCUACGUGGAGGCGAUUAGCAAGAUUUGUCCCAUAAAUCUCAGCUUUAACAACAACAUCAAAAACGCAAAACACUACAUAUUUAAUUCUAUUUAUUCUGUAAAUUCCUUUUUUAGUUUGUGUAUAUUUUAUCGGAAGCUUAGUCAGCUCUUUUUUAAAAAAGAGAAAAAAGAGAAUAUCUAUUAUUGGACAAAGGAUCUCAGAUUUGUGAUCUGAUUUUACCCUGCAUUACAUGUUUUAGAAAAGGGAACAAAAAGUAAUCUAGAUUUAAAAAUGAAACAAAAGAAAGCAACCAGAUUGGCAGGCAAAAUCAACAGCUCCUACUUAACAAAGGGCAGACUAUUGUGCCUGGUGCAUAUGGAGGCGGGGCACUGAUGAGGCAAAGGACAAUGUCAUUGGUGCAGCUUGGAGGCAGUCUCAUUGGUUGCUCGUCCAGCUGCACCAUAGCCCAGCCCCUCCCAGGAGCCAAUCAGCUGGGCUGGGGGUCUCAGGGGGCGGGGCUUGGAGCAUGGUCUGUUCCUGGUUCAUAGACAGGGCCGUCUUACCCAUAGGCGCUAGGGGUGCGGGGCACCCGGGCGCCAGGCUCUCAGGGGCGCCAGGCCGAGAGUCCGGGGCCCCAGAGUUGAGUCCGGGGAAGAGCCCGCCCAUUGGUUGGAGCGCUGUGGCAGGCUCAUCUGCUGCGGGUGGCUCUGCGCCGCGAAUUUGGGGGCAACUGAGCCAGCAAGA